AUGGUGACCCACCUCACAGACGCCCACACUGACAACAGCCACCUCACUGACGCCAACACAGACAACACUCACCUCACUGACGCCCACACAGACAACAUCAACCUCACUGACGCCACAACAGCCACCUCACUGACGCCCACACAGACAACAGCCACCUCACUGACGCCCACACAGACAACAGCCACCUCACUGACGCCACCACAGACAACAUCAACCUCACUGACGCCCACAAUGACAACAUCAACCUCACUGACGCCAACACUGACAACAGCCACCUCACUGACGCCCACACAGACAACAGCCACAUCACUGACGCCCACAAUGACAACAUCAACCUCACUGACGCCAACACUGACAACAGCCACCUCACUGACGCCCACACAGACAACAGCCACAUCACUGACGCCCACACUGACAACAGCCACCUCACUGACGCCCACACUGACAACAGCCACCUCACUGACCCACCUCACUGACGCCCACACAGACAACAGCCACAUCACUGACGCCCACACUGACAACAGCCACCUCACUGACGCCCACACUGACAACAGCCACCUCACUGACGCCCACACUGACAACAUCAACCUCACUGACGCCCACAAUGACAACAUCAACCUCACUGACGCCAACACUGACAACAGCCACCUCACUGACGCCCAUACUGACAACAGCCACUUCACUGACGCCCACACAGACAACAGCCAUCUCACUGACGCCCACAUUGACAACAUCAACCUCACUGACGCCCACAUUGACAACAUCAACCUCACUGACGCCAAAACAGACAACAACCACCUCACUGACGCCCACACUGACAACAGCCACCUCACUGACGCCACACAGACAACAGCCACCUCACUGACGCCAACACAGACAACAGCCACCUCAUUGACGCCCACAUUGACAACAUCAACCUCACUGACGCCCACACAGACAACAUCAACCUCACUGACGCCCACACAGACAACAGCCACCUCACUGACCCACCUCACUGACGCCCACACAGGCAACAGCUACCUCACUGACGCCAAUACAGACAACAGCCACCUCAUUGACGCCCACACUGACAACAGCCACCUCACUGACGCCCACACAGACUACAGUCACCUCACUGACGCCCACACAGACUACAGUCACCUCACUCACGCCCACACUGACAACAGCCAUCUCACAAACGCCCACACUGACAACAGCUACCUCACUGACGCCCACACAGACAACAGCCUCCUCACUGACGCCCACACAGACAACAGCCUCCUCACUGACGCCCACACAGACUACAGCCAUCUCUCUGACGCCCACACAGACAACACCCAUCUCACAGACGCCCACACAGACAACACCCAUCUCUCUGACGCCCACACAGACAACAGCCACCUCACUGACGCCCACACAGACAACAUCAACCUCACUGACGCCCACACAGACAACAUCAACCUCACUGACGCCCACACAGACUACAGCCACCUCACUGACGUCCACACAGACAACACCCACCUCACUGACGCCCACACAGACAACAGCCACCUCACUGACGCCCACAGAGACAACAGCCACUUCACUGACGCCCACACAGACAACAGCCACAUCAUUGACGUCCACACAGACAACAUCAACCUCACUGACGGCCACACAGACAACAUCAACCUCACUGACGCCCACAAUGACAACAGCCACCUCACUGACGCCCAUACUGACAACAGCCACUUCACUGACGCCCACACAGACAACAGCCAUCUCACUGACGCCCACAUUGACAACAUCAACCUCACUGACGCCCACAUUGACAACAUCAACCUCACUGACGCCAAAACAGACAACACCCACCUCACUGACGCUCACACCGACAACAGCCACCUCACUGACGCUCACACAGACAACAGCCACCUCACUGACCUUAACAAAUACAACAACAACAGCCACCUCACUGACGCCCCCACCGACAACAGCCACCUCACUGACGCCCCCACCGACAACAGCCACCUCACUGACGGCCACACAGGCAACAGCUACCUCACUGACGCCCACACAGACAACAGCCACCUCACUGACGCCAACACAGACAACACCCACCUCACUGACGCCAACACAGACAACACCCACCGCACUGACGCCAACACAGACAACAGCCACCUCACUGACGCCCACACAGACAACAGCUACCUUACUGACGCGACGCCAACACAGACAACAGCCAUCUCACAGACGCCCACACUGACAACAGCUACCUCACUGACGCCCACACAGACAACAGCCACCUCAACGACGCCCACACAGACAACAGCCAUAUCACAGACGCCCACACAGACAACAGCCACCUCACUGACGCCCACACAGGCAACAGCUACCUCACUGACGCCCACACAGACAUCAGCCACCUCACUGACGCCCACACAGGCAACAGCUACCAAACUGACGCCCCCACCGACAACAGCCACCUCACUGACGCCCCCACCGACAACAGCCACCUCACUGACGGCCACACAGGGACUAUGA
Haliotis rufescens (red abalone) is the source of this 2499-nucleotide messenger RNA. RefSeq names its product mucin-3A-like. The transcript is spliced from 8 exons. The record is from RefSeq and is a predicted model, not a curated record. Bases 1 to 2499 code for a protein of 832 amino acids. Lineage: Eukaryota; Metazoa; Mollusca; Gastropoda; Lepetellida; Haliotidae.